Molecule: messenger RNA, 2546 nt
Organism: Callorhinchus milii (elephant shark)
Lineage: Eukaryota; Metazoa; Chordata; Chondrichthyes; Chimaeriformes; Callorhinchidae
Gene: c1qtnf12
Product: C1q and TNF related 12
Exons: 10
Coding region: 313-1380 (355 amino acids)
Molecular function (GO): hormone activity
Source: RefSeq, a predicted model, not a curated record
AAGGCUGUGGAGCCUCUGGAUACGUUACUUGGGACCUUUUCCCUUCCCUCCCUCCCACCCCCUAAAAAAAAAAAAAAAAUUUGUGGGCAGGAAAACUUUGUGGAGAGUUAUUUGAACCUGUGGGAGAAACUUUUCUUGUGGUCCAGGAAAGAAGGAAGGAAGGAAAGAAGGAAAGAAGGAAAGAAAAAGAAAAAGAAAGAGAGAAAGGAAGAAAGGAAGAAAGAGGGAAGGAAAGCAUCUCAGUGAAGGAGAAAGAGGGAAUGAUCCUUCAAGUUGGGACAUCUCUAAACCAUUUGCCCAGUUGUGCAAACGAUGAAAGGCUGGACACUGCCUAUCGUGAUGGCAGUCCUUUACCAUCAGCUAAUUGUGUCUGCCAAGAGAAACAAGGCUCAGAGGAUGAAUCAACCCAACCAGUACACAGAGCCCUUUAACACAACUCUCACCAACAGCGAGGAGGGCUCUUCCCUUCAGACCUCCUCCCCCUCCUCCAACCGGAGGAUGAGAGAACAGGGCGCAGAAUUCCUGACUCCCGACACCAGGGCCAUCCCGUGUCCAGCCAACAGGAGGCAUCCUUGUUGCAGGCUCCCUGAAUCCCGGGAACACCGGCCAGUGGACCCUCAUUCCUCCUGGAUAAAGUUCGUACAGAGACCCGACGAUGGGGUCAAGAAAGGCGGCAAGAAAUGCAAAUCCAACCGCAAGAAAGUAUUGCCAAGAGUUUGCGGCCCCCCAGGCCCUCCCGGGCCCCCAGGUCCAUCGGGGCCCCCAGGAGCUGAAGUCACUCAAGACGUCCUGCUGCGGGAAUUCAAAGAUAUGAUCAGAGAAGCCACUGAGCGGAGGUCAGCAAUGCUGACAGAAGUAAGUGCAAGUGUGAGCCCAUCCUCACCUUUUGCCUUCGAUGAGUUCCGACCCUAUAAGCGGGUGCAGGAGGCUUUUCACUGUAAACUGAAGGGGAUUGUCACCGUGGACAAAAGGACGCUUUUAGAGCUUCAGAACUUCCAGACGCCACUUGCAAAAGGUGCAUUCCUGAGAGGAUCGGGCAUGAAUCUUUCAACUGGUCGUUUUAUGGCGCCAGUAACUGGUAUUUACCAAUUGUCUGCCAACGUGCACAUCGACCACAGUGAGAUGAAGAGCAAAGGACCACUUCGCCCACGGGAUAAUGUCCGAGUCCUCAUUUGUAUCGAGUCCCUCUGCCAUCGAUACACCUCCCUCGAAGUAAUAGCUGGCCUGGAAAGUAACAGCAAAAUAUUCACAGUCUACGUACAUGGACUGCUCCAGUUACAGGUUGGACAGUACACCUCCAUAUUUGUGGACAAUAGUGCUGGAGCGCCAAUAUCUAUCCAGAGUGGGUCAGAUUUUAUGGGUAUGCUGGUCGGUGUAUAACAGCUCGUUACCCGGGUUACGAAGAGAACAACGUUAAAUACAGAGAACCGUCGUUUGAUCCCAAAAUCCUUCUUACAGAAAUCGGAAAUUGUUAAUCCUUUACACUAGUCAUGUGCAGACAAAGCAAUAAGAUUUGCCCUUGGCUCCUCCACUCACUGUACCAGUGAUCGCUCUUUUUAUGUCUCGUUCUUUCUCCCCCACCGCCCCCGGCCCUCACCCAAUCUGAUCUUUCGGUCCGUUUCAAGACAAGGGGGUAAUCCACACAGCCCGAUUUUGCAGUGUUUCUUAACAGAUUUCUUGAUUAAGAAAUCCAGACUUGCACAAGACUGACUCACUAGACUUUUACGCUGAACUAUAUGUUGUGGGGUGACUCGAAUUGGAAUAACUGGGAAGGUGGGCAUCCAGUUAUCAGAAGGAGACACACCCCACCCCCCCACACAUGUGGAAUUUCUUAAGUAAAUGGGAUAAUUUAGAAACACUGUAAAAUUAAGUCCUUUGGUGUUAAAGUCAUUAUAGUAAGACUUCACUGUGACAUUUCCAACCUUCACUGUGACAUUUCCAGGAGGGAAGUUGAGCAGGUUAUGAUUCAAUCACUGGGAUUACCUUGAUGAAGGUAUUUAAUGCCACGUAAGAAAGUAGCUCUUGUGAAAAUAAAAAAGCAUAUAUUCAAUGAAGUGUUUAUUAUAUAUUUUUUGGCAUAUGCUCGAGGGAUGGUUUUAGUUUUGAGUAGGAAGAGAGACAAUUUGCAAUUACUGUGAUACAAUCUGCGUAAUUCAUAAUUUUUAAAAUACAGAAGGAUAUUAAUUGCAUAAAAUGAACACAUCAAUUUCACCCUAUAUUUCAACAAAGGCUCAUUAAAUGCUAUAGCUUUUAUUUUUGUGGGGGUGGGGGGUGGGGGGAAGAGAGACAUUUUUAGGGAAAUAGAUCAACUGGACAUUUUGUUUUAAAGAGGUGUUUUGAGAGAGUUUUGCAAAAAAGAACUUCAACAAAUUUCAGUGGAAUAACUAACUGUUUGUGACUUGCAAAUAUUCGUCUCUUUUAAAGAUCUAAAAACAAAUAACAAGAUUGUUAAAUCAGCCUCCACUGUGUUACACCAACAGUAGCCUAGUUUAUUACUUUCUCUGUUAACUGUGGAAAAUGUGAACUACAAUAAAUAUAAACAAAGC